Spinacia oleracea (spinach) is the source of this 1719-nucleotide messenger RNA. RefSeq names its product pentatricopeptide repeat-containing protein At4g02750. The coding region runs from base 1 to 1719 and encodes 572 amino acids. The record is from RefSeq and is a predicted model, not a curated record. Gene Ontology annotation, molecular function: protein binding; RNA binding. Gene Ontology annotation, biological process: RNA modification. The transcript has a single exon. NCBI's taxonomy places the organism in Eukaryota, Viridiplantae, Streptophyta, Magnoliopsida, Caryophyllales, Amaranthaceae.
AUGCCGCAGAGAAAUGUGGUGACUUAUAACUGUAUGAUUUCUGGGUUUGGUAGGAAUCACAUGAUUCAUGAAGCUCGCUACAUUUUUGAUGUUAUGCCUUUCAAGAAUUUUGUUUCAUGGACUGCAAUGUUAAGUGGGUAUAUUGGUUGUGAUAAGUUGGAGGAAGCAAGGAAUUUGUUUGAUCAAAUACCGGAUAGAACCAAAACCCAUGUUUGUUGGGACAUAAUGUUAAACGGGCACAUAAAAACUGGAAGAAUUGAUGAAGCUAGAGAAUUUUUUGAUCAAUGUCGUAAUCGUAAUGUAGGUCUUUAUAAUAGAAUGUUGAGUGGUUAUGUUCAAAUGGGAUGUGUUAAAGAAGCAUAUGAGUUAUUCUUAAGCAUGCCUGACCGCGAUCUGGCUUCAUGGACUAAUAUGCUAACUUGUUAUGCAAAAGCCGGGUUGAUGAAUGAGGCGAAGGCAAUGUUUGAUGAAAUUCCUUUCCAAAAGGAUGCACAAGCUUGGACUGUUAUGAUCCAAGGUUAUAUGCAAAACGGCAUGGUAAAUGAGGGUUUGAAGUUAUUCAAUGCCAUGCCAAAUCCUGACAUUGUUACAUGGAACUGUAUGAUUGGAGGAUUUGUUGAGAAUGGUAGAUUAAAAGAAGCUCUAGAUUUGUAUGGAAGGAUGCCAAAGAAGAAUAUCAUUUCAUCAAAUUCAAUACUUCACGGGUUUGUCCUAGAAGGAGACAUGAUAAAUGCUCAAAAGUUCUUCCAAAACACAAUGACUCGUAAAGAUACAGUUUCCUGGAAUACAUUGAUAUCUGGGUUUCAAACAGAGGAAGCUUUGUUUAUGUUUUCAGAGAUGAAAAGACAUGAAUUCAGACCUGAUCAAACAACUUACGUAACAAUUUUAUCUAUUUGUGGUUCACUUGCUCUACAUGGUUGGGGUAAAGCACUCCAUUUACAAACAAUCAAGACAAGUUAUGUGCAAAAUGUAUUGGUUUCAAGUUCGGUUUUAUCAAUGUAUUCAAAAUGUGGGUUGAUAGAUGAUGCUGCUACCUUGUUCGGAACCAUGGAAUACCGAGAUACAGUGACUUGGAACACCAUGAUAGUGGCACAAGCAUACCAUGGAAUUCCAGGUAAGGCACUUGAGCUUCACUCUUGUAUGAUUCAAUCAGGAUGUAAACCUAACCAUGUUACAUUUUUAGCUCUAUUAACUGCUUGUGCUCAUUGGGGUCUAGCUAAAGAGGGUCAAAAGUAUUUCAAGUCUAUGAAAAACGAGUGGAAUAUUACUCCACAUCCCGAACAUUAUGCUUGUAUGGUUGAUCUGUUUGGAAGAUCUGGUAUGUUAUAUGAAGCUUAUGAGUUGGUUAAACAACUGCCAUUAAACGAUACAUCAUAUGCCUGGGAAACGCUAUUGAACUACUGUAAAUUACAUGGAGAUUUUGUACUAGGAGAGAUAGUUUCACAGAGGAUUUUUAGAAGUAACCCUUCAAAUGGAGAGAUGAACGUGCUGUUAUCGAAUAUUUAUGCUGCAAAGGGUCUGUGGGGUGAAUCAGAAAACGUUCGUACAACGAUGAAACAACGGGAUGUGAAGAAAGAAGUGGGGUGUAGUUGGGUAGAACUAAGGGGAUUAGUCUGUAAAUUUGUGUAUAAUGACAGGUCUCAUCCACAAACAGAGGAAAUUUACAGGGAGGUUGAAAAUCUUUCUGUCAUUAUCAAAAGGAUUAGCACUAUGAUAUAA